Messenger RNA from Ipomoea triloba (trilobed morning glory), 691 nucleotides. RefSeq lists its product as uncharacterized. The record is from RefSeq and is a predicted model, not a curated record. The transcript has 4 exons. Bases 37 to 447 code for a protein of 136 amino acids. Lineage: Eukaryota; Viridiplantae; Streptophyta; Magnoliopsida; Solanales; Convolvulaceae.
UUGAACGUCUCCGCAGUCCCCUGCACAGAAAAUGCAAUGGACUCAAGCUUGAAAGUGAACUAUCUUAACUCCAAACGGCCCUCUAAAGCUCUCAUUUUCGACCGCCGCUAUGGUUGGGUGUUUGAUGAGUGGAAAGAUCCAUCAGAACAGGCCUUAGAGGGUAGCCGUGGAAUGUUCUGUGUUUUGCCUUUAGCAAAAGCUUUGUUGAAGACGGCUUCACAAACGAUUGAUUCUGCCGCCAACACUGCUGUCAAAGUUCUUGAAUCUCCCAACUCGCUUUCACCUGAAGUGCUGCAGACCAGCAUCAAUGAUCAACUCCACAAAAUCGCAUCCUCUGCGAAGAAACUGGAGUUCAGUAUGAUGAAGUUUAAGAAAAAUUUCAGAUGGGAGUUAACUACCUCCAACCUUCACGGAGAAAGUCACAAGACAGCGCCUUGCAAUCCUUGACGGCUAAUUGUGUCCAGUCUUAACCACGACAGGCUGAUGAAGGAGGCUACAAUUUCGCCUGUUCUGGGCUGUUUCCUCCUAGCUGCUUGGAUAUCCUCUUACUAUUUUCCUUUUGUUGGGUGUAUGCCCGUGACUAUUAUCAGUUAGACACACAUGUUAUUUAAACAAAGACAGAUAUCCUUGUGAAUGAAUCUUGGUGUUAACAUGUUAAACUUCAUGCUAGUUCAGGCAAUAUAGGACAUCA